Messenger RNA from Notolabrus celidotus (New Zealand spotty), 791 nucleotides. Its product is annotated as cytochrome c oxidase subunit NDUFA4. Bases 375 to 623 code for a protein of 82 amino acids. The transcript has 4 exons. The record is from RefSeq and is a predicted model, not a curated record. Lineage: Eukaryota; Metazoa; Chordata; Actinopteri; Labriformes; Labridae.
GGCAGCACAAAUCUGGGUUUCAGUUUGCGCUGCUUUGUUGUUGAUGUUGUGUAACUAAACAGUUUAGGACACUGAGUACUCAAUGAGCCUCACUGGAAACAUAGACUGUCCUCAACAAAUGUGAUUAUGAGGAUUAGUUCUGUCUCACCCUAUUUCCCCCCACUCCUCCCUGUCCCCUCUGACCCUCUCAGUCAUCAGAGGGAGGGGAGGGAGGGACAGAGUGGGGGGAGAGUUGGCAACAAGUUUCACUGCACUGGACAAACAGCUCUUUCUAUAAAACUACUUUCACAUGGAGCAGUGUGUAAGACUUUAACUGUCAGUUUGUUUUUGUUUUGAUUUUCUACAUUUGCAACUUUUUUUAAAGAACAACAAAGAUGAUUAGGACCAUGUUUCAACAUGCGAAGAAACAUCCAGGGUUAAUCCCUCAAUUUUUCUUCCUGACCGUGGGCAUUACAGGGGCCUCUCUCUAUCUGUUCCGACUGGCAAGAGGACCUCAUGUCACCCUCUUGAAUAAAAAGAACAACCCAGAGCCCUGGACCAAGCUUGACCCUACCUACCAGUACAAGUUCCUGGCCGUCAACACCGACUACAAGAGCCUGAAGAAAGAGGGUCCUGACUUCUAAAGGUCCUUCACGUAACUCCAAAGACACCAAGUUUGAAAUGACCUCCUGCUGUCGCGUCAGUGAUGUGAAACGUCUUCCUGAGCGUUUUCUCAGCCUGGCCUCGUCCUGCACAACACCAGCUCUGAAUCCACGCUGUAACACUGAGAACUAAAACUAUUAAAGAUUGCU